GGUAACUUCCAUUCUCCGCCUCCCCUUUUAGUCGCUGACUCCUGCUUCAACCCCGCCCAGCCGUGGGACACGUCGCAGCAAGAGAGGCAACGGUGGAGCCGUAAGUGAGCUGUUGCAGCGCCGUCCUGCCUUCGUGGUGAGAGCGGCAGGUCAGUCCACCUUCUGCUUCAGCGGGUUCCCAGGAAGUUUUGGGUAUGAAAAUUUAAAAUGGACCCUGAAGAGCAGGAGUUGCUUGGUGAUUAUAGAUACAGAAAUUAUUCUUCAGCAAUUGAUAAAGCUUUGAGGAACUUUGAAUCUUCAAGUGAAUGGGCAGAUCUUAUCUCUUCUCUUGGUAAACUUAACAAGGCUCUUCAAAGUAAUUUGAAGUACUCCCUUUUACCAAGACGUCUUAUUAUUAGCAAGAGGCUGUCACAGUGUUUACAUCCAGCUUUACCAAGUGGAGUGCAUCUAAAGGCACUAGAGACCUAUGAAAUAAUAUUUAAAAUUAUUGGAACCAAAUGGCUUGCAAAGGACUUAUUUCUAUACAGCUCAGGAUUGUUUCCCUUGCUGGCAAAUGCAGCAAUGUCAGUGAGACCUGUUCUUCUUGGUCUGUAUGAGAAAUAUUUUCUUCCACUACAGAAGUUCCUCCUGCCAAGUCUUCAAGCCUUCCUAAUUGGACUCCUGCCUGGUUUGGAGGAAGGAUCAGAAAUCUAUGACAGGACAGAUGCUUUGCUUGUGAAGUUGUCCCUAAUAAUUGGCCAAGAAGUCUUCUAUUCAGCACUGUGGGGGAGUGUCCUGGUUAGUCCUUCCAUAAGGCUACCUGCCUCUCUUUUCGUUGUUAGUCAUAUCAACAGAGAAUUAUCUGGAAAACAGCAGAAGUAUAUGCUGGGCACUGAUGCUAAGCUCAUGGUCAAAGCUUUUUGUGUGUCAAUGCUGGAUUCAAAUGUUCUUGUGCAAAGAAACACUUUGGAGGUGGUUCUCUUCUUCUUCCCAUUUUAUUCAUCUUUGGAUUCCAGUGAAAGUGCUGUUCCACUAUCUAGGUCUGAUGUAGUCCAUCUCCUCUCAGCAGCUGCCCAAACUCUCUUAAGAAGAGAUAUGUCACUUAACAGAAGGUUAUAUGCAUGGCUACUAGGUUCUGAUAUAAAAGGAGGCAUUUUUCUACCAGAUCCAUCUAUUUCCAUGUCCUUAGAAGAUCAUGCCCUCUAUUUUUUUGGAAAAUAUUCCAAAGAUCUUUUAGUUGAGGGCUUGAUAGAAAUACUACAUCAAAACUUUGAAGAAUCUGACUUAGAAGAACAGCAUCAUGCAUAUUUGAAACCAUUCCGCAUCCUCAUAAGUCUACUUGACAAACCUGAAAUAGGACCACCAGUGGUCGCUGAUCUAUUUCUUGAAGUGAUUAGAGCAUUCUAUGCUUAUUGCAAGGAAACACUUGGUUCUGAUCUUAAACUAAGUUACAGUCAAACAGGAAAUAUCCUUACCAGUGCAGUCAAAGAAAACAAGAAUGCAUCUGAGAUAGUUAAAACAGUUAAUCUGCUGAUCACAUCUUUAAACACGGAUUUUCUCUGGGAUUAUAUGACCAGAUGCUUCGAAGACUGCUUCAGAAAUAAAUCUAUUCAGACACAACUUCUGGCUCAGAAUGUUGCAACAGUUUCAGAACUCUGUACCCUACUGAUUUUUCUUCUAGAUGUAAUACCAUUGGAACUUUAUUCUGAAGUGCAGUCUCUGUAUCUGCCACAGAUGCUUUGCUGUAUCGUGCACUCUCUUCUUGAAAACAUGGAAACUCUAAGUUUACCAGAGCUCACUCAUGCCUUAAGGACUUGCUUCAAAGUACUUAGCAAAGUGCAGAUGCCUCCUGCCUACCUAGGUACUGAUACAGGAAGCUCAGACACUAGCCCCAUACAGGAAGAGAACCAGGAAUUAACAUCAGAGUCCAAAGUGCUCCAGGAUGAAGAUGACACUCUUUUUCCUCCACUCAAAUCUGAAGACAGUGGUAUAGGUCUUAGCGCUUCAUCCCCAGAGCUGUCUCAACAUAUGAGAAUACCUAGGGUAACCUCUGGGAAAGAUGAUGUCUGGAAAAAGGAUGGGAGCAUGCAGAAAACUUUGCAGUGCAUCCAGGAGCUGGUUGCAAAGUUUGCCAGUAAAUACAUAUUUGGGGUUCAUUUACAAGAUUCCAGUAAUGGCAGUAUUUUGACAGUACAUGCAAAACAAAGAGAGAGAAAAGGAAACCAUUAUCAAGCUGCUCGAAAUACAGCCAAGAAAAGGAGCUCAUGGGACUCCAAGCAAAUAACUGUGCCUCAGUUUAAGCAGAUGCUAUCAGACUUAUUCACCGUCCGAGUGUCACCAUUUAAACAGAAAGAUAUGGAGCCUCCAUCUACUUCAGAUGACCUUGGUAGCCAAAGCAGGAAAGAAGAAGAAUGGGACAUUGACCAAGUUAUGCUUGACUUGGGAGAUACAAGAGAGGACUGCAGAGAGGCCUUUGCAGCUGUAUGCUACCUCUUACUGGAUUGUACUACAUUUCCUGUCUACCUUUCUGAGGAAGAAACUGAACAGCUCUAUUUGUCUCUCUUUCAAGUGCCUGGAGGCAAUGAUUCCAGUUUUCCUCUGUGGCUCAAAUCUCUGAUGACAAUAUGUUGCUGUGUAAAUGACUGCCACAUUCAGAAUGUGUCCAUCUCUGUACUGCUAGAAGUAAUAAACCAUUCCCAGUCAUUGGCACUAGUUAUUGAAGACAGAAUAAAGCGGUAUAAAAUUCCUGCCCGAAACCCCUUCUUUGGAAGAUUGCAGAUGGUCACAGUUCCUCCUAUUGCUCCUGGAGUUCUAAAACUAAUUUCAGAAAAAACUGAUUUCUAUCAGAGAGUUGCUCAAGUGCUUUGGAAUCAACUAAACAAAGAGACGAGAGAGCAUCACAAUGCAUGUGUAGAGCUGUUCUACCGCCUUCAUUGCCUAGCUCCGUCUGCUAAUAUCUGCGAAGACAUCAUCUGCCAUGCAUUACUGGAUCAUGAUAAAGGGACAAGACUGGAGGCACUGUUCCGAUUCUCUAUCAUGUGGCAUUUGACCAGAGAAGUACAAGGCAACAGAAUCACUUCCCACAAUCGCUCUUUUGAUAGGUCCCUGUUUGCUGUAUUGGACAGUCUUAAUAAUUCAGAUGGAGCGAUUGGUGCUGCAGCACAGGGUUGGCUGAUACGAGCACUCUCGCUUAAUGAUGUUACACGAAUUCUUGAACCCAUUCUUCUGCUUCUGCUUCAUCCCAAGACACAGCGUACUUCUAUUCACUGUGUCAAACAGAAAAACUCAGCAGAAGACAUGCAUCUUUGGUAUAAAAAGAAAAAAGCUUCCUUCCAGAAGUCCUUAGGAGCCUCUGAAAGUAGCUCUGAAGAAAGUUUACCACUGAGCCAGUUUACAGCUGUGGACAGGGAAGCUAUUUGGGCUGAAGUUGAAAAAGACCCAGAUAAAUGUCUGCUAAAAAAUGAACUGCCAUUACAUGAUCCUUAUCAGUGUGCCGAAGCUCUGCAAGACAUGGGUGAGGACGAUAAUAGUGAACGCACGGAGUCUGCCGAUACUAGCACUGGACCUAUUGAUAGUGAUAAUACAUCAUCCUUUUCUCCUUCUCUGGACCAGCAAGAUAUGAGCAAUGAUGAGAAUUGCAGUGCCUUAACAGAAGACAAAGAAAGCAUGAAACAUGUUGGUUCUUCUAAUGUUUAUCCCCCUGAGAGUUCCAAAUCCAGUACCAUGCUAAAUCUGGUACGUGCUGAUUCUGAGAAAACUCAAGCAUCCGAAUCUCUCUCAAGUGAUGAGGAGGUGGAUUUGGAGCUUCAAGCACUUACCACAUCUAGAUUGCUAAAACAGCAGAAGGAAAAACGGGAAAUAGUUGAGGCUCUAUUUAAGCAUAUUCUUUUAUACUUGCAGCCGUAUGAUUCCCAAAGGGUCCUGUAUGCUUUUUCUGUUUUUGAGGCAGUGCUCAAAACAAAUCCUAGGGAGUUCAUUGAAGCUGUAGCCACCACUAGCAUGGAUACUAGCUCCACAGCUCAUCUGAAUCUCAUCUACAAUCUUCUAGCCCGCCAUCAGGAAGCUCUUGUGGGACAGAGCUUCUAUGGAAAGCUCCAAACUCAGUCACCAACUGUUUGUCCCCAUUCACUAUUAAUAGAAUUGCUGAUGUACCUCUGUCUGAGUUUCCUGCGCUCUUAUUAUCCUUGUUACUUAAAAGUGACUCACAAAGAUGUGCUUGGCAAUAGGGAUGUCCAGGUCAAAAGUGUUGAAGUCUUGAUCAGGAUGAUGGCACAGCUGGCUACAAUGGCCAAAUCAACAGAGAGCAAGAACAUAGAAUUUAUACGCAGCUUGCUUGGAAGAUGCAAAAUUCAAGAAUUUGUCCUCCUUUCUUUAUCUGCUUCUAUGUAUGUAAGUCAGAAGUGUUAUGGACAUAUGAUGGCUGAUAAGGCUAAUGGUUUAAGUGAAGACUGUAUCCUUGAGGAAAGCCUGAUCAACUUUGGUCCUGAUCAGAUUUGGAGCGAGCACCCUUUACAGAUUGAGCUACUUAAACUUCUGCAAGUGUUGAUAGUCUUAGAGCAUCAUCUUGGACAGACUCAGGAGGAACUGGAGAACCAGCCAGGCCUAUCUAAGGAAUGGCAAAAGGCACUUAACUUUCAGGAAGCUAUUAGUGCUAUGCAGUAUGUGCAUCCACACCCAAUAACUUCACAAGGAUUAUUUGUGUCUGCCGUAGUUCAAGGCUUGCAGCCAGAGUAUGGGUAUGGCAUGCAUCCAGCUUGGGUAGGCUUGGUUGCAUAUUCCUUGCCCUACUUGGGGAGAUCUUUAGGGUGGACAGUGGCACCAUUUACUGUACAAAUAUGCAAGAACCUGGAUGAACUUGUCAAACAGUAUGAACAUGAAACUCUGCAAGUGUCACCAAAGGCAUCUGUAAGCAUAAAUUCUAAAAGGGAGAACAUCACACCAGAUUAUCCUCUAACCCUUUUGGAAGGACUAACUACUAUUGGCCAUUUUUGUCUUCUGGAUCAUCCAAACCAAACCAAAAAGUCACCAUUGAGUGCUGACCCCAUAAACCUAAGAAAUGCCAGGAAUGCCAUUUUAGAAGAGUUUCCCCGUAUCAUUAACACCCUAUGUCUCCUUUGGAGUGUCAUAAAAAAGGAAGACUCUCAAAAAAGGCCAGCGGACUUUCUUGGAACAAAAGGCUCUUCUUCAGUUUACUUUAAGGCAACCAAAACAUUAAAGAAUAAAAUCUUGGACUUCUUGAAUCCCCUCACUGGGCAGCUUGGAGUGCAACUUAUAGCUGCGGUAGCAGCAGUGUGGAACAGCAAAAAAUCUCAGAAGCAUCAAAGCAAAACAAAGAUUCCUCCUGUAGUUAGUGUAUCUCAGCUGAUUCUUGUUGACCUAGUUUGUGCACUCAAUACUCUAAAGACUGAUACUAUAUUGCAGCUGGUAAAAGAAGUUGUAAAGAAACCAUCCCAAAUCAAAGGUGAAGAGAAGUCUUCCUUAGUGGAUAUCCCAGUGCUCCAAUUCUUCUAUGCCUUCAUACAAAGGCUUCCUGUCUUAGCCUUGCAGGAGAACUUCCAGUCACUGUUAGGAGUACUGAAGGAAUCUGUACAGUUGAAUUUGGCACCACCUGGGUAUUUCUUGCUUCUCAGCACUCUGAAUGAUUUCGUGACUAGAACUCCAACCCAGGAAAACAAGAAGGAUCAGAAAGACUUGCAGGAGGUAACCCAGAAGAUACUGGAAGCUGUAGGGAAUGUUGCUGGUUCUUCCCUAGAACAAACUAGCUGGCUGAGCAGGAAUCUGGAGGUGAAAGCCCAGCCUCAGAUAGCUUUAGAUGAACCCAUUGUUGAAGAUGAUUUCUGUGACACAUCAGUACCUUCCUCAAUGAUUUCUGCCUCUGCUCCAUCAGUGUACAGUGUUCAAGCCCUCUCUCUUCUUGCAGAGGUUCUUGCUUCUCUCCUUGAUGUGGUUUAUCGAAGUGAUGAAAAAGAGAAAGCAGUGCCUUUAAUCUCGCGUUUGCUGUAUUAUGUGUUUCCUUAUUUACGCAAUCACAGUGCCUACAAUCUACCUAGUUUCCGUGCUAGUACUCAGUUGCUCAGUUCCCUAAGUGGCUAUGCCUAUACGAAACGCGCAUGGAAGAAAGAUGUUCUAGAACUAUAUAUGGAUCCAGCUUUUUUCCAGAUGGAUACUUCAUGCAUUCAUUGGCGAGCCGUUAUUGAUCAUCUUCUUACACAUGAGAAAACUAUGCUUAAAGAUUUGAUGACUAUGCAGAGCAGUUCCUUAAAACUUUUUCCAAGUUUUGAGCAAAAGGCGAUGUUGUUAAAGCGUCAAGCCUUUGCUGUUUUCAGUGGAGAAACUGAUCAAUAUCACCUGUACCUUCCUUUAAUACAAGAGCGAUUGACUGACAACCUACGAAUUGGACAGACUUCCAUAGUAGCUGCCCAGAUGUUUCUGUUCUUCAGGGUUCUUUUGCUAAGGAUUUCCCCUCAGCAUCUAACUUCAUUAUGGCCAAUCAUGGUGACAGAGCUGAUUCAAACAUUUAUACAGCUAGAGGAAGAUUUGGCAGAAGAGGAAGAAUCUGCAAAAAACAGUAAAAUAAGUAAACAGAAAACAUCAGAUGGCAAUGGUCCAUUGCUUGGUGAAAUACAACAGAAUGAACUCUCCUUGUAUUUAUCAGCUUGUAAAUUCUUGGACACAGCGCUUUCUUUUCCACCAGACAAGAUGCAAUUAUUUCAAAUGUACAGGUGGGCAUUUGUUCCAGAGGUGGACACGCAGGCGUACAAUGUGACCUCAUCAGACCUAAUGGAAAAUCAUCAGGAAUGCAAGCCGCAUAUUGUUAGAAUCAUGGACUCACUAAAACUGAAAUAUGGGGAUCAAAAUACCUAUGAGAGACCUACAAAAAGCUAUGGCUUUCCUCUUCUGGACCUUCGUUCUAUAUCAAGCAUCGCACAGUUAAUGCCAUUCUUCAGGAUACUAAGUUGCGCUUUUAAAACUGAAAGCGACAGGCCAUUAAAUACACAUAGCUCAAAGUCUCUCAAAAUGGACUAUCCCACUGGCAGUGGCACAAGGACAUUGAAGUUACUGGAAGAAUGUGUGGAACGUGACUUUAUAGAAAAUAUGGAAAGUUAGUAUGCUCAAAGAUACUUGCAUUAUAUGAAGGUCAUACACCAGGUUUCAACUUUACUGAAAAAAAUGCAAAUACUAAAGUGAAACAUUUUAAUGUUUACAGAUUUCACUUUAAGUUUAUUUUUUCCGAUAUAGUCUACACCUGUUCUGUCUUUUGUUGAUUAGCGACAUACUGUAUUACCCAGGUUUUGUGGGAGCAAAUUAGGAUAAUAAUUUGCACAUUUCUUAAGAUGAAAGGUUUUUUUUACUUCCAAAACAAAACAGAAGCUUCUCUGUUUUACUUUGCUCAUACAGAGUUGCUCAUACAAUGAAGGCAAUAGAUUUGCUAUCUAUCUGAUCACAGCUGCAGUUUGUGGGAAAUUUUAAAGGGAAAAUCAAGACACAAAAGUUCCAUAUUUGAUAGGUAUAUUGGCAAAUGGAGACGCUCUUCUGAAGUUACUUUAGUUCUCUCUCUGAACAUCAUCUCUGUAGUAAGUUGAUACAAACAAAACAGCACACUGUACAAGUAUCCAUUAUGUAUUCCUCUAACAAAAUAUCUGUGUAACCUUUCUGUCAUAAUUUUUGCGCACCAAGGCUGCAAGCAUAAGCAUACUUACUGUCAAGUAGGCCUUGCUGAACCUAAGAGGAAUUGCUUGUUGGUAAAUAUCCAUAGGAUUAGGCUACAAGCUAUAUGUUUGAAUAAGAUUUAUAGAAGAAUCCUUCUUCUAAAACUAAGAAGGAAUUUUUUUUACUUGGACUAGUUUUAAAGUCAUGAUUGUCCUUUACAGUUUGCUUAAUCAGUACUUAAUUGUGUUCAGGUCUAUAACAUUUUAAAAGUUUUUUUGUGCAUAAGGACUGUAAAGUUCUUGAAAGGCAUGUGUAUAUACAGUACAAUGCUGCAUUAGAAGUUCUCAGUUUUCUAAGCAAAUAGAAUGCUGUGCUGAAACAGCUGUGCAGAUAUGUAUGUUUACUCCUUUAAGGUGUUGCAGAAGACUGGAUGCAACUAUUUAUGUGGUGAUUGAAUUUGAGGGAGAGGCUUUUGGUUCUGCCCUCUUCUUCCUGGCACAGCAUUUGUAAUACAUGAGCAGAAGGGGGGGGUUGCUAGGUGGAGUGUUUGCUAGGUGGGUGCCACUGUUAGCUACAAAUGGGGGAGUAUGUUAAAACAAGAAAUCUAUGUGUAAGAUAUAAUUGCUAGCCUAUUCUUUAAAUGUAUUGGAUACUAAGCUUUCUUAUUUUGAUAACUGUUGAUAUAAAGAAUACUCUCUUCUUUUUCCCACAACAUAUCUGGCACCUUCACUUCCUUAAAAAACAGACUGGGCAAAAUCCAGCCAAAAUUGAGCAUUUUUAUUUCCCAUUUCCUUCAGUGGGAAAGUGAAGAAUAUAUUUAAAUGUAUUCAUUGAAAUCAAUGGGCUUAAAAAUACAUUUGGCUGGAUUGUGCUCACAUUUUUGUUUGUGCAAUAUUUUUCUGGAAAACUUGGAUUUGAAUAUUUAAUGCCAAGAGAUUUUUUAUUUCAGCAUUGUCACUUUUUAAAAACUGUCCACUAAUACCACAAACACCUAGUUAUAUAGUGCAAAGGUUUUUGACAACUUUAUUUUGACAUUUUAUAUAGUAGACUAUUUGUGUAUUCUUAUUUCUUUACCAGUUAAUAGGUUUUCCGUAUUCAUUUUGAUACUAGAUAAAAUGCUGAUAUACACAUUACGUGCUUACUGUAAUUAUGUUAAAUGGACUAAAAUGAAACACUAUUUGCUUAUUCAUAUAUUUGUAACGUGCUGCUACUGACAUUAUGCUUCUAAACUAAACUUUCUCAUGAAUGUGAAAUUCACUUCUUCUGAAUGUAAUUAUUUUGUAAGUUUUUGCUUUAUCACAGAUAUAAAGAUGUAGUAUCCCCAUUUGGAAUUUUAAACAAUUUCAAAAUUUUAAGCAAAUGUUGCCAACACUCAGGAAAACAGAAUAGUCUCCAUUUGCAAUACCAGUUGUAUGAUAAGGAGCUCUCUGUAAGUAUCUCUUUCAAUCUUUCUUGCUCCUUUUACCAGUACUGGUGAAUUGCAGCCAAUAUCAGAUAUUUUACAAUACAGUUCACACCAGGGUCACAUUUUUAACCCAUAGAAAUAGGUAAAUACUUAGCAUAAUGUUAGCAACUUACUCUUCCUGUCAAGAUUAUACCCACCAUUAAGCUUCAGUUCCUCUUUUCCAUCCUCUUUGAAACCAUCCUGGGGACUGUCCAAUAUAUCAGUUUUUACCUCUUAAAACAUUUUCUUAAUUUCCUACAAAAGUAGAUCAGCUUUUCUACCAGAAGUGCUGUUGCUUGAUGUCUAGAGAAUAUCAAAUAGUGCAGGUUCCUGUUCAACUUGACAAACAGCAUCCUACCUUUGUUUCCUUAGGGCCAGCCCCUCAGAUUUUGUCUUACAAAACAUUUCCAUUUUGGGUAUGCGAAUUGUAACUUGGAGGUUAGAUUUGUGAUCCUCUGGGGCCCCGUAAUAUUCUGAGUUCUUACUGUACAUGACUUAUAGCCUCACAAGAAUAUUUGUUAAUUUCAUUUAAACAUUUAUAUUUGCUUCUCAAACUUGAAAACAAUAUAGGCUAGUUUUGGGGAUAACUUCUCACACUGUUAGUGACACUCUUGUUUUUCAAGUAGUGAAAAUCAAAUAUAAAGCAAAUACAAAUUUGAUUGUUGCUUUAAUGGAUACUACUGCUUUAUAAUAAUAAUAUAAUAAUAAUAAAAUUUUAUUUCUAGGCCGCCUAUCUGGCCGAAUUAACGGCCACUCUAGGCGGCGUACAUAGACUAAAAUAUAACAUAGAGUAAAAUAUAACAUAUAAUACAAAACAAAACCCCAGUAGUCUAUAGACAUCCCGAGCAGCAGGUUCACGCACACAUACACACACACGGUCUCUGGCCCCUUCAGCAGUUGCUGCUUUUGUAGCUGGAAAGAGACAGGGCCCCGCCCUUCCAGGCCAGGUGGAAAUCAGCCAGAAAUGCAGGGAGCAGGUCUUGCAGAAACUCACACAGGUAGAUGGUUAAAAUUACAGAUUUAGAAUGCAAUUCAAUGUGCUUACCUGGGAGUAAGUCCCAUUGAACCCAAUGGAGCUUACUUCUGAGUAGACAUGUAUUGGAUUGCAGCCUUAGAGGGCGAUACCUUAAAAAACAUCCUAAGUAUUUAAAAUUUGUUGCCAAAGAAAAGUCAAGAUUAAAGUGGUAACUGAGAUUAUGGCUGCUGUGUAAGGUUACUGUGUUCCUUGAAUGUAACUUUCAUAUUAAACAUUGUGUUGAAAUA
Molecule: messenger RNA, 10336 nt
Organism: Rhineura floridana
Lineage: Eukaryota; Metazoa; Chordata; Lepidosauria; Squamata; Rhineuridae
Gene: DOP1B
Product: DOP1 leucine zipper like protein B
Exons: 37
Coding region: 208-7086 (2292 amino acids)
Biological process (GO): Golgi to endosome transport
Cellular component (GO): endosome; trans-Golgi network
Source: RefSeq, a predicted model, not a curated record